UUAAAUAUUAUUGUAGUUUAAAAAUUAACGUUACAUGUGAAUUCUGAAUGUGAUUUAAGUUUUAAGAAAGCUUUACAAAAUUAAAAUAGUUUUCUUUAUUGACGAUAUGGCUGAAUCUCUUUUUGAUAUUUUCGGCGAUCAUAUAACAAGACAAGCUGUGAAAAAUGUUUCACGGCAGCCGUUAUCUAAUAUUGAAAAUAUGGGGAAAACGGUGUCGUCUGGGCCAAUCAAGCCAAAUGAGCCAUUGAAAAAAGGGGAAAAUAAGAAAUCGUUUCUUUCAAAUACCGGUAAAGCGUUGCAGAGUACUCCUUUACGGAAGGUCUUUACUCCACGGACAAUAAACGUUGGUUCACUUAUAUAUAACGACGCAGACACAAACAUUAAUGACAAAAGCUUCAGUUUUGCUGAGCUGGAAUUCACAAAGCCUUCAUAUAAAUAUGAUAAUUAUCACAAAGAUCUUUUGGACUUUCUUCCUAUACCGGAGCCAGAAAUAAUGAAUUCAGUUUCUCCACCAAAUACACCCCCUCCUAUAAUCAAAAACCACAGCUUGGAAUUUGAUUAUUCCUAUCAGGACGAGUUCUUUACAGAUGAUUUUUCAAAUGAGAGUAUUCCAGACGACGAUCUUGGCCUUCCUGAUAUUUUCUAAAUAUAGUGGUGUAAUUAUUGUGUUAGCUUGUUAUGAUAUUUAUAAUAAACAAACGGCUUUUAUUAUUUUAGUAAUUUAAUUCCUUAAUUAUAAUAUAACAAUGUUACAUAUUUACAUUAGGUUUAAAUAUAACUUAAAUAUAUGAUAACAUUUUUGUAUGAGAUGAGUUUUGUUUUAUAAAAAGCUAUGUAUUGCCUUUAACAGAAUUGAUCGUUCAGAAGCUUUACACAUAAGUUCAACAGCUUUAUAUGAACAGUAUUUUUUUUAUUAAAUAAAUGUUUUGUAACAAA
Vanessa atalanta (red admiral) is the source of this 936-nucleotide messenger RNA. RefSeq lists its product as uncharacterized. The record is from RefSeq and is a predicted model, not a curated record. The transcript is spliced from 4 exons. The coding region runs from base 107 to 646 and encodes 179 amino acids. Lineage: Eukaryota; Metazoa; Arthropoda; Insecta; Lepidoptera; Nymphalidae.